Messenger RNA from Amyelois transitella, 3706 nucleotides. RefSeq lists its product as uncharacterized. The record is from RefSeq and is a predicted model, not a curated record. The transcript is spliced from 9 exons. Lineage: Eukaryota; Metazoa; Arthropoda; Insecta; Lepidoptera; Pyralidae. The coding region runs from base 1 to 2292 and encodes 763 amino acids.
AUGCAUUUAAAUGAGGACGAAAUCGAAGAUCUCGUGGGUGACGUUAAAUACACAGACUCUCAGAAAAGUGUAACCACCUCGAACGUGUAUUCCCUUGACUUCACGGACAGUGGUUCAGACAAAACAGACAAACAUAAUUCCACUGGCAAGGAGACCUACGUUAUAGACUGUGACAGUGAUGACAGCGACAAAACAGUUCCGCUGCUCAACCAAAAAUGCUCAUCCACAAAUGUUAUGCCUUUGAUCAAACAAGACGCCUUUGUACAAUACGAAUCGUCUGCGAAAACUACUGCUGCGAGUGUUAACGCAUUUGAUUUUGCACAAGAAAGUUUCACACAAACUAGCAGAACCAUUUUGGAGCUAGCCGCUCUUGAUCGCGCGCUAAAAAAUGGUACAAGCCAUCAUCUAGAAACACAAACUUCAUUUCUCUCUAUAACAGAGAAUAGGACUAUUGAAUGUAAAAUACAAUUAACUGAGACGCGAACUGACUUCAUUGAUAACAUACCAAAAUUGUGUAACGCUGAAAUUACAACACCGGCCUACUACAAUCUCUUAGGUAAUCAGCUUUUGAAUAAUUCCCUUGAUGAUGGUUCUUCGAAAUUUCCAAUGUCACAUACAGAAAGCCCAAACACUGUAGAAAAAAGCGUUAGCAGUUCGAAUAGUGAAAUGCUAAAUAUUAUACAAGAUGAUUUAUCUGAAAGCUUUUUAAGCGAUGAUCAAAAUGAACGAAAUGUUUUUAAAUGCCCGCCUGUUCCGGAUUCUGAAUCUGAUAUUGACGAUGAUUCUUUGAUGGAGAAAUCUAAGCAACAGGAAGAAGAACCCGAUAGCUUUAGCGACGUUACGUCUUUAUGUAAUGACGUUGACGAUUUAUACAAAAAACUGUCUCAAACUGUUGACCAUUCGCCAAAUAGAAUGAUUGAUACAAAAUCACAGGAUCAAGUGCGUCAUUUCGGGUUAUUGACACCGUUGACCGAAGAAUCAACAAUUAAAAAUAGUAACAUAAUACUUGAUAUUACGCCAAACAACACAAUAAUCUCUGAUCGAACAGAUAAAGCUACAAAAGAUUCAAGUUUGAAAUCACAAGAAUCUAAAACCGACGACUUCAAAUUACCUCCUAUCAAUAGUAAUAAUAGUUCAUUGAAUUCAGAUAACCCGCAUAUCAAAUGUACUCUGUCGAUUAACCCCAGUAUAUCCAACAAAGCUGCGGCAGUCAAAUGUCUGUACGAAGGACAAGAUCGAUGGGAGGUCACAUCUAAAGAAAUGGGUUCGGGAGAAAGCAUCAUGUUAAGCGGUCGAAGUUGUGAUCCAAUGGAAGAAAAGGAAUUUAUUGAUUCUGUGCGAUUACCACCUAUUGAAGGACAAGUAAAGAGUAAUUUGCACCACACGUCCGGCAUGAGCGUCAUGACGACAACAAACGAGCAUGCAUUCACGACCUCUACGGCUUCCAUCAGCAUAAAGAAGAAAAUAAGGGAGCUGAAGAUGAGCAACCAUGAUAGUUCACCAAACAGGUUGAAAAGUAGAAGCAAUUCUCCUCGCAGCCUCUCGCCGAACGAGAAACUUGGAGACUUGGCUGAUCGGGGAUGUGACGCGCUAUGUGUAGAGCUAUUGAGGAGACUGAAGUCCGCUUCGUGGAUGAAAACGGCGGAGACUCUAGAAGAAAUGCCAAAAGUUCUUCAAAAGUAUUGGGGGAACAUAUCGGAAAAUCGAAUCGCAGACCUUAUAAGACAAGUGAGCGCACAUGUGGAGUCGCCGCGCACGCAGGUGUCACGAGCGGCCUGCAACACGCUGGCUUCUCUCAUCAAGAAUACCAAUUAUACUAAAAAGCCGGACUUCUACGAAGCAGUCACGACGCUUCUCAUCAAGACUGGCAGCUUCAGCCGGCCGGUGAGGACUGCUGCUAACCUGGCCCUGGACGAGAUCGUCUGCGACGUCGACCUAACGCACUGCGUCACCGCUCUGUGUAUGCACGGCGCCGGACACAAAAGCGGUCUAGUACGUGGGGCAGCCGCCCGCCUGCUGGUGGUCUGCUGCGCACUAGCCAGCGGCGGCCGAGACCUCCUGAAGGCGCGACCACCUUCAGCGGCCAACGCGAGGCGACUGACGCUCUCUUCCUUGGCUACUCUGCUCACUGACAAGAACACUGACGUCAGGAAGUACGCUGAACGUCUAUACAUCAUGCUGCGACCGCUAAGCAACUUUGAGGCUUACUACCUAACCGACGUGGAUGUAGACCUCGCCACGAGGCAAAUGAAGAAGUACGACCAGGUCCUCAACGUUAAGCAGUCCAGGUGAUGGCAGACGGCAGGAGGUGAUUGAGGAUAUGUGUGACAAUAUUGGAUUAUCGAUAACUUUUCGUUGCAGUUAGAUUCAGGGUGUGAGAGAAUAUAGAAAUAACUUAAAUACGAUGAUAACUUUUGUAAAAAGAGAACCGACUACCUACAAUCUUUAUCCUCAUUUCUUUAAGUCGGUUAAACAUGAAAGCAUGUCAUGUCAAGUGUAACAACACUUUCCUGAAAAUUGCAUCAAAAUCGAUUCGGAACCUUGCAUCUAAUUCGGAAACGGAAUGAUUAUAUAAGAACUAACUACCUACUUAUUUUCACAACAUUUUUGUAAUAAGUCUAUAUUGAAAAAAAAAACUUAUUUCCAAAACUACCACAUAAAUCGCGGGUUUUUAAUUACAUGCAUACAAAAUUUAAUAAGAAUCUGUCCAGCGGUUUUCUUGUGAAUGCAGAACAGACAGACAUUCGUAUUUAUAAAUAAUAUUAGUUAGGGAUUAUGAAGACAUGUGGGGUAAAUACAGUUUAGGGCUCUCUAUAAAAUGCGCGGCUUAAUCUUGAUGUACUCGUAAGUCGGUGUUUAUGAACCUGCAACUGACUGCAACGAUUUGCACAUUUUUAUAUUUAUGUACAAUCUUAUUUAUGUUAAAUAACUAAUUUAUUCACAACAAUUUAACCCCCCAAUUGCUGAUUGUGAGAAGUAAAACGUAUUUGGAAUCUUUUAGUGCUUUUCUGACGAAAUCAAAAUAGCGAAAAGUUUGCUGAUAAUAAUAUCACUUAAUUGUAAAAAAAAACAUUGCUACUUUGUUUAAGAUAGGACCGUUCAGAAUCGUCUAUAUUGUUAUUAUUUUUUUAUCGGGUAGCUUGUAAUCUACAUAAUAUCGAAUAAUAACAUUCGAGUGUGUGUUCAUACUGGUUUUUUUGUGUAAACAAUAAUUUGUGUGUGGCAUAUUAUUAAAUCUGUGACUUGCCUGGGACCCGUCUCUUGUAUACAAUAGGGCAUCAUUUUCAACCAAUAUCAAUUGUCAAAAAAAUAAACAAUACCUUUUUUACAAGACAGAACAUCACAUCCAAUAUGAUGUUAUUUCUUUUUAUUUAGUAUUGCCCAAAAUGCCAAAAAGAGAUAGUAAUUCAGGUUUUGAAAACUCGUGGAUAAGAGCGUCCGAACGAAGUUUAUCAAAUGUGCUCAUGAAAUCCUGCAUAAAUAGAAAGCUCUACAAGUACAAUACAUGUAAAUGAAGUAGUUUCAGUAAAAAAACCCUUUCUGUCGCACCUUUCCUUAUACAAACAAUUUUGGUUUCACUGUGCUUAAUAAAUAGAUACUUUUGGGCAUCUCUUUUUAAAAUUGUGGCAAUGUCUGACCAGACUCGGGCCCCUGUCACUGUGCCAUUGUUCCUAAAGUUAUUGUCAAGUGAUGAUGUGUAAAUGUA